Molecule: messenger RNA, 396 nt
Organism: Vicia villosa (hairy vetch)
Lineage: Eukaryota; Viridiplantae; Streptophyta; Magnoliopsida; Fabales; Fabaceae
Exons: 1
Coding region: 1-396 (131 amino acids)
Source: RefSeq, a predicted model, not a curated record
AUGGUAGCGGAGGAGUUGGCGAUUCUUGUGAGGAAGGAAAUUUCAAUAGGUAUGUAUAAACCUUUGGUUAUCAACAAUGAAUGUUCAUACAGUUUAUUCCAACUUGCUGAUGAUACAAUUUUUAUGGGGGAGAGUGGUUGGGACAAUGUGUGGGCGAUUAAAUCAAUUCUCAGGGCAUUCAAAAUGUUGUCGGGGCUGAAGAUAAAUAUGGGAAAGAGUAAGUUGUACGUAUGCGGUGUGGAGAACCAUUUUUUGGAGGUUGCAACAUCUUUCUUAUGUUGUAAGAUUGACAAAACCCCUUUCUCUUUUCUGGGAAUCACUGUUGGGGGAAACCAUAGACAUAUUGCUUUUUGGAACCCAAUGAUUAAUAGUAUUAAAUCAAGACUGUUGUCUUAG